This is a messenger RNA of Syzygium oleosum, 7008 nucleotides long. RefSeq names its product protein CELLULOSE SYNTHASE INTERACTIVE 1. Lineage: Eukaryota; Viridiplantae; Streptophyta; Magnoliopsida; Myrtales; Myrtaceae. Gene Ontology annotation, biological process: regulation of cellulose biosynthetic process; anisotropic cell growth. The record is from RefSeq and is a predicted model, not a curated record. The transcript is spliced from 8 exons. Bases 396 to 6737 code for a protein of 2113 amino acids. Gene Ontology annotation, cellular component: cellulose synthase complex. Gene Ontology annotation, molecular function: microtubule binding.
CCUUUCCUCCUCCCCUUAUUACCUAUCUUCGCCGCUUUGAUGCUCGCUUCUCUUCUACGACAACACCCUCUUUCUCUCCCUCUCCCUCUCUCUCUCUCUGUGUGCAAGGUGUUCUCUCCAUCCCCCUCGCUUCCCCUCUGCAUUUCUUGCCUCCUUCGCGUGGGAGAUCUUGAUGCUUUGACUGUGGCUUAGAGGGUAGAUCUGGAGAGUGGGGGCGGGAUCUGGAUCGAUCCUCGUUUCGGUCUAAGUUCUUGAAGUGAAGCUAAGCAAAGCUGGCGGCGACACUGGCUUGGAGGUUCCCUGCCAGCAAUGGCAGCGGCCACACUUCUAAUGAUCUGGAAAGAAACGGGAAUGGCAAACUUCAAGACUCAGAGCCCCCAACUCCACAUUCAGUCAUGAAGAUGAAUUUAAGGGAUCGCACUAGUAGCAUGGAGGAUCCAGACGGAACAUUGGCAAGUGUAGCCCAGUGCAUUGAGCAGUUGAGGCAAAGUGCUUCUUCUGCUCAAGAGAAAGAGCAUUCUUUGAGGCAGUUGCUGGAACUUAUUAAUACCCGUGAAAACGCUUUCAGUGCUGUUGGAUCUCAUUCUCAGGCUGUCCCAGUGCUUGUUUCACUUCUCCGUUCUGGAUCCGUGGAAGUAAAGAUACAAGCUGCUAAUGUUCUGGGAUCCCUUUGCAAAGAGAAUGACCUAAGGGUAAAAGUUCUUUUAGGAGGAUGUAUUCCUCCAUUGCUUGGUCUCCUCAAGUCCAGCUCUGCUGAAGGUCAAACUGCUGCUGCAAAGACCAUAUAUGCUGUUUCUCAAGGUGGCUCUAAGGAUCAUGUUGGAUCAAAAAUCUUCUCGACUGAAGGGGUCGUACCGGUGCUUUGGAAGCAACUACUGAAAGCUGGAAACUUAGUGGAUAGCUUAUUGACAGGAGCUUUACGGAGCCUGUCCAGCAGCGCAGAAGGAUUCUGGUCUGCUACGAUACAAGCUGGAGGAGCGGAUAUCCUGGUGAAGUUGCUUAUAGAUGGACACUCAAGCACUCAGGCAAAUGUGUGCUUUCUUCUUGCCUGCAUGAUGAUGGAAGACGCAUCUGUUUGUUCUAACGUCUUGGCUGCGGACACCACUAAACAUCUUCUCAAGUUAUUGGGACCAGGAAAUGAAGCUUCCAUAAGAGCAGAAGCUGCAAAUGCUCUCAAGUCUCUUUCUGCUCAAUGCAAAGAAGCAAGACAGAAAAUCGCCAGUACUAAUGGGAUUCCUGCACUGAUAAAUGCUACAAUCGCUCCGUCCAAGGAGUUUAUGCAAGGUGAGUACGCCCAAGCACUGCAGGAGAAUGCAAUGUGUGCUCUCGCUAAUAUUUCCGGUGGUUUGUCAUAUGUCAUCUCGAGCCUUGGUCAAAGCCUUGAAUCAUGCAGUUCCCCCGCCCAGGUUGCUGAUACAUUGGGAGCUUUAGCUUCAGCUCUCAUGAUAUAUGACAGUAAAGCAGAGUCAACACGAGCCUCAGAUCCUAUGGCAAUUGAGCAGACGCUAAUUAAGCAGUUCAAACCGCGCCUACCAUUUCUUGUGCAGGAACGUACAAUCGAGGCCCUUGCCAGUUUGUAUGGCAAUCCCAUUCUCUCGCUUAAACUGGCAAAUUCUGAUGCCAAGCGUCUGCUUGUUGGUUUGAUCACUAUGGCGACCAAUGAGGUGCAGGAUGAACUUACACGAGCUCUUCUUACACUUUGCAAAAAUGAAGGCAGUUUGUGGCGUGCUCUUCAGGGACGUGAAGGUGUUCAGUUGUUGAUUUCUCUUCUCGGGCUUUCUUCAGAGCAGCAGCAAGAAUGUGCGGUCGCAUUACUUUCUCUUCUGUCGAAUGAGAACGACGAAAGCAAAUGGGCGAUCACUGCAGCUGGUGGCAUACCUCCACUUGUUCAAAUAUUGGAGAUGGGAUCUGUCAAAGCGAAGGAAGACUCGGCAUUGAUCCUGAGGAAUCUUUGCAAUCAUAGUGAAGAUAUCCGCGAAUGUGUAGAAAGUGCAGAUGCUGUCCCUGCUUUACUGUGGCUACUAAAGAACGGAAGCACAAAUGGAAAAGAAAUUGCAGCUAAGACUUUAAACCAUUUGAUCCACAAAUCUGAUACGACAACCAUUAGCCAGCUCACAGCAUUACUCACCAGCGACCUGCCUGAAUCUAAAGUGUACGUUUUGGAUGCACUGCGGAGCAUGCUUUCUGUUGCUCCCCUCGGUGAUACCCUGCGAGAGGGUAGUGCUGCAAAUGAUGCUAUUGAGACUAUGAUUAAACUAUUGAGCUCUAGCAAAGAAGAAACUCAAGCCAAGUCUGCAUCAGCCUUAGCUGGAAUCUUUUAUCAAAGGAAGGACUUGCGCGAAAGCAGUAUUGCGGUGAAGGCCCUUUUGUCAGUGUUGAAGCUACUAAAUGUUGAAUCUCAAAACAUUCUGAUGGAGUCCUCUCGUUGCCUUGCUUCCAUGUUUCUAUCGAUUAAGGUGAACAAGGAUGUAGCUGCUAUUGCCAAGGAAGCUCUCUCGCCCUUGGUUGCGCUAGCGAACUCCACAGAGCUGGAUGUGGUGGAGCAGGCGACAUGCGCCUUGGCCAAUCUUAUAUUAGAUAGUGAAAUGUCAGAGAAAGCAAUUGCUGAAGAAAUUAUUUCCCCUGCUACCAGGGUCCUGCGUGAAGGCACGUUUGCUGGAAAGACCCAUGCUGCUGCUGCAAUUGCAAGGCUGCUUCAUACUCGUCAAGUUGAUUACGCCUUAACUGACUAUGUGAAUCACUCUGGAAUAGUUCUUGCAUUGGUUUCUUUUCUAGAAUCUACUAACAACGAUCCAAUUGCCACGUCAGAGGCACUGGAUGCUCUUGCACUUCUAUCGAGAUCAGGAUCCAGCGGGCACAUAAAACCUACAUGGGCUGUUCUAGCUGAAUUUCCCAACAGCAUCACCCCUAUAGUCGCAUCAAUUGCCACUGCAGAACCUUUGCUGCAGGACAAAGCUAUUGAGAUAUUAUCACGACUUUGCCAUGAUCAGUGUCUUGUUCUGGGUAAUACAGUUGCCAGUGCCAGUGGAUGUGUGUCAUCAGUAGCAAGAAGGAUAAUAAACUCGAAAAAUAGGAGAGUUAAAAUUGGAGGAACUGCAUUACUUAUUUGUGCUGCCAAGGUCAAUUAUCAGAGAGUGAUAGAGGAUCUAAACCAGUCUAAUUCUUGUGCUCAUCUGAUUCAAUCUCUGGUCACCCUUGCCAGUUCUGCUGAAUCUUCUCCUCUGAUAGGCCAGACAGUUGAUGAUAAGGAGGCCUUGAUCCUUUUCAGACAUCAUAAAGAGGAAACAGGGAGUGGUGAAUCCGAUACAGGCAGCGUGACAGUUAUUCAUGGUGUAAACUUGGCGAUAUGGCUACUCUCUGUGCUUGCCAGUCAUGAUGAAAAAAUUAAGACUGUGAUCAUGGAAGCUGGAGCCGUUGAGGUCCUCACUGACAAAAUCACACAUUACUACUCACUCUAUUCCCAGAUUGAAGAUAAGGAGGACAGUAGCAUAUGGAUAUGUGCUUUGCUUCUGGCAAUUUUGUUCCAAGAUAGAGAUAUCAUUAGAGCAAAUGCAACUAUGAAAUCAAUACCGGCUCUGGCAAAUUUACUGAAGACUGAAGAGCUAGCAAACAGAUACUUUGCUGCCCAAGCAAUGUGCAGCCUCAUCUGCAAUGGAAGCAGGGGAACUUUGCUUUCUGUGGCAAAUUCGGGUGCAGUAAAUACGGGUGCAGCAGGUGGGCUUAUUUCACUACUUGGUUGUGCUGACGUUGAUAUAUUCGAUCUCUUGGAAUUGUCAGAUGAGUUUGCUCUGGUGCGCUAUCCAGACCAAGUUGCUCUUGAGAGGUUAUUCAGAGUUGAGGACAUUAGGGUGGGGGCAACUUCUCGAAAAGCCAUCCCUGCACUUGUGGACUUGCUGAAGCCGAUUCCUGAUCGUCCAGAUGCACCCUUCCUGGCACUUGGGCUUCUGACUCAGCUUGCAAAAGAAUGCCCCUCGAACAAGAUAGUAAUGGUUGAAGCAGGUGCUCUGGAAGCCCUGACCAAGUAUCUUUCACUGGGCCCACAGGAUGCAACUGAAGAAGCUGCUACUGACCUACUAGGACUCUUAUUUAGCACUCCUGAAAUAAGGAAGCAUGAAUCUGCAUUUGGUGCUGUCAGUCAAUUAGUAGCAGUUUUACGUUUAGGUGGAAGAGGUGCACGGUAUAGUGCUUCUAAGGCUCUGGAAAGCCUUUUUUCUGCUGACCAUAUUAGAAAUGCUGAAACGUCAAGGCAAGCUGUUCAACCUCUGGUUGAGGUUCUUAGCACUGGUUUAGAGAAGGAACAGCAUGCUGCUAUAGCUGCACUGGUUAGAUUAUUGAGUGAGAACCCGUCAAGAGCUCUAGCAGUUGCAGAUGUUGAAAUGAAUGCAGUGGAUGUUCUUUGCAGGAUCCUUUCUUCAAAUUGUUCAAUGGAGCUGAAGGGAGAUGCAGCUGAGUUGUGCUGUGUUCUAUUUGGAAACACAAGAAUCAGGUCGACUAUGGCUGCGGCUCGCUGUGUUGAGCCUAUGGUCUCUCUCCUUGUCACCGAAUUUAGUCCCGCUCAGCAUUCGGUUGUUCGCGCUUUGGAAAAACUUGUUGAGGAUGAGCAGCUGGCAGAAUUAGUUGCUGCACAUGGUGCAGUUGUUCCGCUUGUUGGCCUUCUUUAUGGCAGGAAUUACUUGCUUCAUGAAGCUAUUUCGAGGGCUCUCGUGAAGUUGGGAAAAGACAGACCUGCUUGUAAGAUGGAAAUGGUAAAAGCGGGAGUUAUAGAAGGCAUACUUGAUAUCCUCCACGAAGCACCGGAUUUUCUUUGUGCUGCUUUUGCAGAAUUGCUUCGGAUCUUGACCAACAAUGCCGGCAUUGCCAAAGGAGCAUCUGCAGCUAAAGUGGUGGAACCCCUUUUUCAUUUGCUGGCAAGACCGGAGUUUGGGCCAGAUGGCCAGCAUAGUGCAUUACAAGUUCUUGUCAAUAUUUUGGAGCAUCCCCAGUGCCGAUCUGAGUACAACCUUAGUUCCCACCAGGCUAUUGAGCCUCUCAUCCCUUUGCUCGAUUCUACAGCUCCAGCCGUCCAGCAAUUGGCAGCUGAGCUUCUGUCUCAUUUGCUUUCAGAAGAACACCUCCAGAAGGACUCAGUAACACAGCAGGUAAUUGCCCCCCUCGUACGAGUACUCGGUUCUGGGUUACAUAUGUUGCAGCAGAGGGCCGUAAAGGCCCUAGAAAGAAUUGCACUUGCAUGGCCAAAUGAAAUUGCAAAAGAAGGUGGAGUUGCAGAGCUUUCCAAAGUGAUAUUGCAAACUGACCCAUUGCUUCCCCAUGCUUUAUGGGAAUCUUCGUCUUCUGUUUUAGCCAGUAUACUGCAAUUUAGUUCUGAGUUUUAUCUGGAGGUACCUGUUGCGGUGUUGGUAAGGUUACUCCAUGCUGGCUCCGAAAGCACAGUAGUAGGUGCUUUGAAUGCUCUCCUGGUUUUGGAGAGUGACGAUUCAACCAGUGCCGAAGCAAUGGCUGAAAGUGGCGCAGUAGAGGCUCUUUUGGAACUCAUCAGGUCUCAUCAGUGCGAGGACACGGCAGCAAGACUGCUGGAAGUAUUGCUGAAUAAUGUUAAGAUUCGAGAAACAAAAGCUACCAAAUCUGCAAUCUUGCCUUUAUCGCAGUACCUUCUUGAUCCUCAAACGCAAGCUCAGCAGGCCAGGCUACUUGCUACUCUUGCACUUGGUGACAUAUUUCAGAACGAAGGUCUUGCUAGAAGUGCAGAUGCUGUUUCAGCUUGUCGUGCCUUAGUAAAUGUGCUUGAAGACCAACCUACCGAAGAGAUGAAAGUGGUCGCUAUAUGUGCUUUACAGAACCUUGUAAUGUACAGUAGAUCAAACAAAAGGGCAGUUGCAGAGGCUGGCGGUGUUCAAGUUGUAUUAGAUUUGAUUGGUUCAAGUGACCCGGAGACAUCUGUCCAGGCAGCAAUGUUUAUUAAGCUUCUAUUCUCUAAUCAUACCAUUCAGGAGUAUGCCUCAAGUGAAACAGUCAGAGCUAUCACUGCUGCCAUUGAGAAGGAUCUGUGGGCGACUGGAACUGUCAAUGAGGAGUAUCUGAAGGCUCUGAAUGCACUCUUUGGCAAUUUUCCACGUUUACGAGCCACCGAGCCUGCAACGCUUAGUAUUCCUCAUCUGGUUACCUCCCUAAAGACGGGUUCUGAGGCAACUCAAGAAGCUGCUCUAGAUGCACUUUUCCUGCUACGGCAGGCCUGGUCAGCAUGCCCAGCUGAGGUUUCGAGAGCUCAAUCGGUGGCUGCGGCAGAUGCAAUUCCCUUGCUGCAAUACUUGAUUCAAUCUGGCCCGCCUAGGUUUCAGGAAAAGGCUGAAUUUCUGUUGCAGUGUUUGCCAGGGACACUGGUAGUCAUAAUCAAGCGUGGCAAUAAUAUGAAGCAGUCUGUUGGUAACCCUAGUGUUUUCUGCAAGCUCACACUUGGCAACACGCCACCCAGGCAAACCAAGGUUGUUUCCACUGGUCCAAAUCCAGAGUGGGAAGAGAGCUUCUCAUGGUCCUUUGAAAGUCCUCCCAAAGGCCAGAAGCUUCAUAUUUCCUGCAAGAACAAAAGCAAAAUGGGAAAGAGUUCUUUUGGGAAAGUGACAAUUCAGAUUGAUCGGGUCGUGAUGCUGGGGGCUGUUGCUGGGGAAUACACUUUAUUGCCGGAGAGCAAAAGCGGCCCCUCAAGGAAUUUGGAGAUCGAGUUCCAGUGGUCGAACAAGUGAUGUUACAUCUCGGAACUUAUCAUUCUUCUCCGAAGCGAAUCUUGGAGAGGACCCGUGUUUGAGAAAGGAAUUCUUUUACGUAAGAGUUUUGUCUGGAGUACUUAUAAUGUCAUUGUAUAUACGUUGCUGGAGUGGGGGCCUUUUUUCAGAGUUUUGCUAGUGAUUGUUUCUGUGUAACAUAGUCAAGACAAGUCAAUGUAUUCUUUUGUAACUUGAUGUAUUCUUUCUUCCUUUCUGGGUGAACAUAAUGGACAGAAGGAUCGAUUGCCCG